Candida dubliniensis CD36 is the source of this 2085-nucleotide messenger RNA. RefSeq lists its product as uncharacterized. The record is from RefSeq and is a predicted model, not a curated record. The transcript has a single exon. Gene Ontology annotation, molecular function: protein binding. Bases 1 to 2085 code for a protein of 694 amino acids. Lineage: Eukaryota; Fungi; Ascomycota; Pichiomycetes; Serinales; Debaryomycetaceae.
AUGGCUAUGACAUCAAUAAUUGAUAAUAAUUACAAUCAAUUUAAUAUUAGAUAUGAUAAAAAUACUAUUCAUCCUUAUCAAUCUUUAAUUACAAAAUUACCUCCUUAUAUUAUUCAACAAAUUUUACAAUAUGUUAAUCAAUUUGAUUUAAUUAAUCUUCUGUUAACUUGUUCAAGAUUAUAUUUAUUAUCUAUUGAAAAAUUAUAUCAACGAAUUACAAUAAUUUUAGAAGCUGAAUUACCAAUUAAAUAUCAAGGUAAUACUUAUAAUUAUAUAAUUGAUAAUGGAAUGAAAUUUAUGGAUAGUUCAUUAAUUUUUAAAUUAAAAAAUUUACAAAAAUUUAUUAAAACAAUUAUUAAUAAUCAAUCAAUUUUACAAUUAAUUAAAUAUUUUAUAUUUGAUAAAAGUUAUGAUAUUUCAAAUAAUAAUGAUAAUAACGAUAAUGAUCAACAGUUGAUGUUAAAUUCUAUUCAAUGUCAAAUUAUGAAAAUAUUUGAAAAUUCUUAUAAUUUAAAUUUUUUACAUAUAUCAUUUAUUGAUUUUACUAAUGAUGGAAUUAAUAAAUUAACAAAUUUUUUACUGAUUAAAAAUAUUCGUCAAAAAAUGUUUAAAUUAUUAAUAACAAAUUUAAAUCAAUUAAAUCAACCAUUUAUACCUGCUAAUUUAACCAAUUUAUUCUUAUUAUUAAAUGAUGAUGAAAUACCUAAAAUUAUGGAUUUAUCAAUUUAUCCAUUUGAUUGUUUUAAUUCUUUAUUUACAUUAACUUGUUCAACAACUAAUCAAUUAGGUUUAUCAAUAUUGAAAAAUUUGAAAUUAAGUUCAAGAAAUAUGAAAUUAAAAUUAAAAGGUUUAACAAUUUUCCAUCGUCAUAAAAAUGAUUCUAUUGUAACCACCAUUGGGGAGAAAGAAGAAGAAGAAGAAGAAGAUGAUAUUACAAAAUUAGAUUUUGAAAUUAUUAAUCAAACUAUUGAUUUAACUUAUUUAUCUCAUUUAUAUUUAAAAAUUGAUUGUAAUGAACAUCGAGAUAAUUUAUGUAAUUGUUAUGAAAUUUUUUUCCAAAAAUUUUCAAAAUUUUCUAAUAAUAAUAAUGGAUUACCAAAUUUAAUUAAUUUUGAAAUUGAAUCUUAUCCAAAUAUUGAAUGGUUAAGACCUCAUCAACAAAUGGAAAAUAUUUUAAUACCAUUAAGUGGAUUUAUUAAAACUUUAAAAAAUUUAUUAAGAUUAACUAUUGAUUUUUCAACUCCAGGUUUUAAAAUGUUUGAUAAUAAUUUAAGUUUAUCUAAUUAUAUGUUAAAUAAAUUAAAUGAACAUUUAAUACAAGCAUUUUUCUUUAGUUUUGUUAUACCUAAAACUGAUCAAGAUAAUAAUAUUGAAAAACAAACAAAUCAAAUUCCUUUAUUAACUAAUUUAAAAACUUUACAAUUACCAGAUUUUUUCACAUCAUUUAUUUAUUAUAAACCUGAUUUUAUGGAAUCUUUAUUACAUACAUGUAAAUGUUGGGGUUGUCAAUUAGUUUUAAAUAAAUUAGAACAAGAAUUUUAUAAUAAAUUAAUUGAUGAAAAUCUUGAAACAAAUUUUUAUAUGACUAUUGGUUAUAUAUUAGGAAAAUUACAAGUUGAUAGAGAAGUUUGUAUUCCAAUUAAAGAGAAAACUUUUAAUUAUAAUAAAUAUCCUAUAAAUAAAGGUCAACCUCAUACUUUACAUAAUAAUUUUCAUAUCCAAAAUAACAACAACAACAACAACCAGAACAACACCAACAAUAACGAAAUUAUAAAUUGUAAUUGUCAAUGUAAUAUUAUUAAUGAUCCUUUAGGAAUUGAUGAAUUAAAUAUUGAUAAUUUAGUUACAACUUAUAUAAUUCAUCAAAUUGAUCCAAUAAUUAAUUAUUUAAAUUUAAUAUUUAUUAAUUUAAAUAAUUUAAUGAUUCAUGGAAUUUAUUAUGAAAAAAAAUUAUCAAUUAAUAAUAAAAUGAUUCCAAUUUAUGAUAAUUUAAAUUAUCCAAAAUCAUUUUUAAAUCAAAUGAAAGAUAAUAUUGAUCGAGGUUUAAAUCCUUCAGGUCCAUUUGGUAAAUUUAGAAAUGAUUGA